AGGCUCUCGGCCUCCUCUGGGCUCUGUGGGUGGUGGUGGUGGUGGUGUCUCUCAAUGCCCCGUCCGCUGCCUGGCCUCCAGUCCAUGGAGCGAGAGAGCGAGUGAGUCCGUGAGUGAGAGAGAGUCGAGGACUGGAUAUGGCCAGGCCAUGCCUCGAAAGAAGGAAGUGCGAAAGUAGCCAGAGGAGCACGAACUACCCCAUCCAUCGGGCUGGAUCAUCAUCAUCAUCAUCGUCCUAACCAGAAUCAUCAAAAUAAAUAAUACGCCUGGCCGAGUUCGGUUGGUUGUUUAAGACCCGAUUCGGAUCGUCCCACUAUGUCCGGCCCGCUCUCUGCAUGAUGCGGCUCAUCUUGACGCUGUGUGUGAGCGCCCUGUGCGGUGGCGUGGUGGUGGCUAGCCCGCCUCCCCUGCAGAAACAGCGCCGUGUCGUUAUCACCGAACAUACGCCUCCGGGUGCGAGUUUAGGCGUUUUUCCCGAGGGGGUGAGCUCGAUUGAACCGCCCCUGACUUGGGCGUUCGUGGCCAAUGGGCGGGAAAUCGUGUUGAAACCCGGUGUGCCGGUCUCGCCGGAACCUUGGCUGGGUUUCCAAUUUCAUGUCCAGACUGAGCACGGCGGGUCGCGGAUUUGGGACCCGGUCUGGCUCAAUCGAACCGCCGCCCCGCAAUUGCAUCGACGCGAUUAUCAAGCCCAAGUGCGCGAGAAUUGCCCGUUGUGCCCAAUUCACUUUUUGGGACCCCGGAUCGAGGUGUGUGGUGGCCAUGCUCAGUCGAGACGGGGAUUAGGGGCCCGCAUCGACCCGCAAAAUGGCUUACCGGGAUUCGAAGCCACGGUGGAAGAUGUGGGCUCGUGCGCCUUGGUCAGUGUUCGAACCCACGAGCCUUGGGAUUACGAGACCCAUCGGACCGCUCAAUUGGAUUUAUUGGUGCAUGAUCUGGCCGAUCCCAGCAUCGUGAUCGAUCAGGCCCGCAUUGAGCUGGCCAUUUUGAAUGUCAACGAUAAUGACCCGACGUUUCCGAAUGCCACGCUCAACCUCAUCUACGACUCCUCUCGAGCGGGAAAACAGAUCUUGGGGCGGGUCCGAGCUCAUGACAAGGAUGGCGAUUCAUUGCGGUAUUUCAAACAAGAACCCGAUAAUACGUUAGUGAUUGUACCUCAAACGGGCGAGAUCAUCGCUUUGGACGGAUUCAACCGCUCCAGUUUGGCUGUGUGGGCUCAAGAUUGCCGGCGGCCUUCGGACAAGGCCAAGAUCCAAGUGAACUUUAUCGACCAAUCAUUGUUCCCCAUGGACUCGCUGGUCUUGCCCGAAUUAUUUCGCGUCAAACGAAGGACAACCCGUGCAGUGCGACCCACCAAACGGAUUGAAUUCACCGAAGCCGACGGUGAACCCGAGGGUAAGAUUGUGUUCCAGCUGGAAAAGGAAUCUGAACAUGAGACCUUUCGAAUUCGAGACGAAAAUCCCUGGGUCACUGUGGAGCCCAAUGGAUCCGUUCGGGUCAAGAAGAAGUGGGACUACGAGGAAUUGGGAAGAGAAAAGACCGUUGACUUUUGGGUGAUCAUCAGCAAUAGCGGAACUUCAUCAGGAUACGCCAUGGCGAACUCUUACAACGACAACCAACGCGUAAUCAUUCGCAUUAAGGAUAUCAACGACGAGCCGCCUUAUUUCAUCAAUCGGCCCUUGCCAAUGCAAGCCGUGGUCAAACUGAAUGCCCCUCCCAAUACUCGUGUCUUCACCCUGCAAGCCAAAGAUCCGGAUACCGACCAUAAUCUGCAUUAUUUCAUGGUCAGAGACAGAACUGCGGGACGAUUUGAGGUGGAUGAACGCUCUGGAGUGGUCCGAACUCGUGGAACAGAGGAGUUUCAGUUGGACACGGAAUAUGUGUUGUAUGUAAAGGCCGAAGACCAGAAUGGCCGAACGGGUCGAAAGUUUCAAUCCACUCCCGAGGAACGCCUUUCCAUUGUGGGAGGAAAACGAUACCCUCAGUUCUACAUGCCAUCGUACGAGGCCGAGAUUCCCGAGAGUCAAAAGAAGGAUUCAGAUAUCAUUUCUGUCAAGGCCAAGUCAUUCGCUGACCGAGAGAUUCGAUACACUCUGAAGGCCAAGGGUCAGGGAGCGGGAACCUUUAAUAUUGGACCCUCGUCUGGGAUCGUGAAAUUGGCCAAGGAUCUCGAUUUUGAAGAUCUUCGCCAACCUCACAUCUAUCAAUUGGAAGUCACUGCCACCGAAGACUCGGGAGGCUUUUCGACCUCCGUCGAGUUAACUAUCCGAGUGUCCGAUGUGAACGAUAACGCGCCCAAAUUUGAGCUACCCGAUUACCAGGCGCAUAAUGUGGACGAGGAUCUCCCCAUCGGAUCGUCCAUUCUCAAAGUCAAGGCCACCGAUGCAGAUUCCGGCAGCAAUGCCGAUAUCGAGUACUACGUCUCGGACGAUCACUUCACUGUCAAUUCCAAAGGUGUGAUCUCCAACAAUCGGCGCUUGGAUGCGGACAGUAAUAAUGCCUAUUACGAGUUCAUCGUCACAUCCAAGGACAAAGGAGAGCCCCCGAGGACUGGAACUGCAACGGUCAGGGUUUACACCGAAAACCGAAAUGAUGAAGAGCCCAAGUUCUCCCAACAAGUGUACACACCUAAUGUAGACGAGAAUGCGGGUCCCAAUACACUGGUGACCACGGUGGUGGCCUCUGAUAAGGACGGAGAUGGUGUCACAUUCGGGUUCGUGGGCGGUACCACUCAAUCGGGACUGUUCAAAAUUGAAAAGAACACGGGUGUGAUUCGUUUGGUCUCCGGACCAAUUACCCUGGAUCGUGACAAGUACGAGCUCAACGUGACCGCCAUGGAUGACGGGAAGUGCUGCAUAGAUCAGAGCAAACCCUCGAUCACCCCACCCGUCAUUCACACGGCCACGGCCGUGGUGGUGGUGUUCAUUACGGAUGUGAAUGACAACAAGCCCGUGUUUCAAGAUUGCCAGUCCUAUGGGCCCAAAAUCGAAGAGGGGGCGCCCAAUGGCAGUCCCGUCAUCAAAGUGCACGCAGUAGAUCAAGAUAAGGGCGUGAAUGGCCAAGUGAGGUACUCAAUUGUGCAACAACCCAAUCAAAAAGGCACCAAGUUCAACGUGGACGAGGAAACCGGAGAGCUGUUCACCAAUAAGGUCUUUGACCGUGAGGGCGACGACGGCAAAUUCGUGAGUGUCACAGUGAAGGCCACGGACUCGGGCGAGCCCUCGCUGGAGGGCGUGUGCUCCUUCACUGUCGAGAUCACGGACGUCAACGACAACCCCCCUUUGUUCGAUCGUCAGAAAUACAUUGAGAAUGUCAAGCAAGAUACGAAUAUCGGCACGAACAUCCUGCGUGUGUCUGCCUCGGAUGAAGAUGCGGAUAAUAAUGGAGCGAUCAGGUAUAGUUUGACUGCUCCUUUCGAUCCAUCUCAUUUGGAUUACUUUGAUAUUCAACCGGAAUCAGGAUGGAUCUACUUGCGCAAGCCCCUGGAUAAACCAGAGCUAAAAGUCCGCGUGACUGCAACAGACAACGGCACGCCUGUCCAAUUGGAGGCGGUUGUCGAUGUUGAACUUGUUGUGGUUGAUCGAAAUAAUAAGCCUCCCAUCUGGGAUCAGCAAAUCUACGGACCCGUCUAUGUCAAGGAGAACGCCCCUCAAGGAGAGGUCGUGAUCUCUGUCCGAGCAAGCUCCGGAAUUGAGGAUAAUCCCACGGUGUUCUAUCAGCUCAUUCGAGGCUCCACGGACCAGACCAAUAAGUACGACACCUUCUAUCUCCAACACCGACAAGAGAAUGGAUGGACGUAUGCCGAUGUCAAAGUCAAUCAACCUCUGGAUUACGAACGGAUCAAGGAAUACAACCUCACCAUCCGUGUCGAGAAUAAUGGUGCCCAACAAUUGGCUAGCGAGGCCACGAUUGUCAUCAUCCUGGAGGAUGUAAACGAUGAGAUCCCGUUGUUCCGCGAAAGAGAGCAAGAGCGGGUUCUCGAGGGCGAGCCCAUUGGAACCAUUGUCACCACGGUGAAUGCCAUCGACAGAGACGGAACCUUCCCCAAUAAUCAGGUGUACUACUAUAUCUCUGAGAAAUCCGAGGGCCAGAAUUACUUUAAGAUCAACAGCCAAACCGGCGAGAUCAGCACCAAAGCUGUUUUCGAUCGCGAAAGACAAGGAGCAUAUGCUCUGGAAAUCGAGGCUCGAGACGGCGCUCCAUCAGCCCGACCAAAUGCCGCCGGACAGCCUAACUCGGUCACCAAGUUUAUGCGGAUUGGGAUCUCGGAUAAGAACGAUAACCCUCCUUACUUCGACAAGUCUUUGUACGAAGCUGAAGUAGACGAGAACGAGGAUAUUCAGCACACGGUUCUUACGGUUACGGCCAACGACAAGGAUGAAUCUUCUAAGAUUCGUUAUGAGAUUACUCGAGGGAAUUUCGGCGGUGCUUUCGCCGUCAAGAACAUGACUGGAGCCAUUUACGUGGCUGGACCCCUCGAUUAUGAAACCCGGAAGCGCUAUGAACUUCGUCUGGUGGCAUCGGACAAUUUGAAUGAGAAUUACACGACCAUCGUGAUCCAUGUGAACGAUGUCAAUGAUAAUCCACCCGUGUUUGAUCGGCCCACCUAUGAAACUCAGAUCACGGAGGAAGAUGAUAGAAACCUUCCCAAAAGAGUCCUUCAGGUAACGGCGAGUGACGGCGAAAAAGACCGCGAACACAACAUUGUUUACUUUCUCACGGGACAAGGCAUCGAUGCAGAUCAGCCAGAUCUCUCCAAAUUCGACAUCAAUCGAACCUCAGGGGAAAUCUUUGUUCUCAAGCCUUUGGAUCGGGAUGAGCCCAAUGGCCGUCCUCAAUGGAGAUUCACUGUGUUUGCUCAAGACGAUGGAGGCAAUGGAUUGGUGGGCUACGCAGAUGUUCAGGUUAACCUGAAGGACAUCAACGACAACGCCCCCUUGUUCCCACAAGGCGUAUAUUAUGGCAAUGUCACGGAGAAUGGGACCGCAGGGAUGAUGGUCAUGACCAUGACCGCCGUGGAUUACGAUGACAUUGAAGAGGGCACCAAUGCCAAAUUGAAAUACUCCAUCGAGAAGAACGUUAUCGAUGAGAAUACAGGCACGCCCAUCUUUGAGAUCGAAGAGGAAACCGGCGUGAUCAAAACCGCCGUGUGCUGUCUAGAUCGAGAAAAGACUCCGGAUUAUUCGAUUCAAGUGGUAGCCAUGGAUGGAGGGGGGCUGAAAGGCACGGGGACAGCUUCCAUACGUGUCAAGGACAUCAACGACAUGCCGCCCAGCUUCACCAAAGACGAAUGGGUCACCGAGGUGGACGAAACCGAAGGCAAUGUUCUGCCCGAUGCACCCAUACUCACGGUCACCGUUCACGAUGAGGACGAGAGCAACAAAUUCCAUUACAAAGUGAUCGAAUCUAGCGGAUUCGGAGCCGACAAGUUUACUAUGGUGCGGAACAACGAUGGAACGGGAUCGUUGAAAGUGGUCCAACCCUUGGACUAUGAGGAUCAACUCCAACGGCAAGGUUUCCGCUUCAGGAUCCAGGUCAACGACAAGGGUGAGGACAACGACAACGACAAGUACCACGUGGCCUACUCAUGGGUGGUGGUCAAACUCCGCGAUAUCAACGAUAACAAGCCCAUCUUUGAGAAAUCCAACAUCGAGACCUUUGUGCGGGAGAACUCAAAGGUUGGCAAGACCUUAGAGCGAUUCCGAGCCUCUGAUCCGGAUCAAGGAGGCCAUAGCCAGGUCCGAUACCAGAUUGACCGGAGCUCGGAUCGACGUCGACAAUUCUCGAUCUCAACCGAUGGAACAGUGGCCAUUCAAAGAGAAUUAGACCGCGAGACCUUGCCCUCUCAUCAGAUCAAGAUUCUGGCUAUUGACGACGGAGAUCCGCCCAAAACGGCUACAGCCACGCUCACGGUCAUUGUGGAAGAUAUCAACGAUAACGCUCCCCGAUUUCUGAAAAACUAUCGCCCAGUACUACCCGAGCAUAGUCCGCCUCGGAAAGUGGUCGAGAUCCUGGCCACAGAUGAUGACGAUCGCUCAAAAGGCAAUGGGCCCUCCUUCACAUUUCGAAUGGAUCCCAAUGCUUUAGACAGUAUCCGAGCCUCCUUCAAAGUUGAGCAUGAUCCCAAGGGUGCCAAUGGAGAUGGCAUGGCCGUGGUGUCCUCGUUGAGGUCAUUCGAUCGAGAACAGCAAAAGGAGUUUCUCGUCCCGAUUGUGAUCAAAGACAGCGGGAGUCCCUCAAUGUCCGGUACAUCCACACUCACAGUGGUGAUUGGGGAUUCCAAUGAUAAUAAGAUGCAACCAGGGUCCAAAGAGAUCAUGGUAUACAAUUACAUGGGUGAGGCCCCGGCUAGUGAAAUUGGCCGAGUGUAUGUCUACGACCGUGAUGAUUGGGAUCUCCCAGAUAAGACCUUCAGUUGGUACCAUGAUCAACCCCAGUAUCCGUACUUCUCACUCCACAAAGAGAACGGUGGGAUCACCAUGAAAUCUGGCACUCCUGAAGGACGCUAUUUCCUCCAAUUCCGUGUAUACGACCGCAAGCACACCCAAACCGAUGUCCCCGCCAAUGUGACGGUGAUAGUGAAGCAGAUCUCUCACGAGGCCAUCGUCAAUUCAGGCUCCUUCCGCAUGGUGGGUGUCACUGCCGAAGAUUUCGUUCGAAUCUGGAGCUACACAAACGAAACGGUGGUCAAGAGCAAGAUGCAAUUGUUCAAGGAGAAGUUCGCCGAUGUUCUUCCGGAUAAAGUUCCACUGGAGAACAUCGACGUAUUCAGUGUGAUGCUUCAUGGCACUCGGCCCAAGACCACGGAUGUUCGGUUUUCAGUUCACAAUUCGCCCUACUACAAACCGGUCAAAUUGAAUGGGAUCUUGUUGAGACACCGCGAGACUUUCGAGCGAGAAUUGGGAAUCAAUAUCACCAUGGUUGGGAUCGAUGAAUGCCUGUACGAGAACGAGAAUUGUGAUGGAAGUUGUACCAAUGUCCUGGAUAUCAAUCCAAUUCCGUAUACGGUCAAUGCCAACAAGACCUCUUUGGUUGGGGUACACGUGGAGGUGAUCCCGGAGUGCAUCUGUGGAGCUCGAACCUUUGACAAGCCAGAAUCGUGUCUCACGCACGUCUGUUACAACGGAGGUCGAUGUUUGGAGGGUCGAUGGGGAAUCCGAUGUCAGUGUCCACGAGGUUACGAAGGACCUCGAUGUCAGCAGACUACCCGAACCUUUUGGGGCAAAGGAUGGGCCUGGUACCCGCCUUUGGAAUUGUGCGAGGAUUCCCAUUUGUCCGUGGAGUUCUUGACCCGAAAACCAAACGGUGUCUUGUUGUACAACGGUCCCAUUGUUCCGCCGGAAAGUGACGAGAUGCUCAUUUCGGACUUUAUCUCGAUUGAGCUGGUGGAGGGUCAACCGAGGCUUCUGAUUGAUUUCGGGUCGGGCACAUUGGAGUUACGGAUCGCAACCAAGAACGGGAACGGACUCGAAGAUGGACAGUGGCAUCGAUUGGACGUGUUUUGGAGCAAAGAAGAGGUGAGGAUGGUGGUCGAUUUCUGUCGAUCGGCCGUGGUCAUGGAGCAUGAGGAUGGGACUCCCACGGAGUUUGACGACUCCUCUUGCCAAGUCAAGGGCCACAUCCCGCCCUUCAACGAGUAUUUGAAUGUCAACACACCCCUUCAAAUUGGAGGCAUGGCAGCCGAACAGUUUGACCCCAUGAAAUAUAAAUGGAGUCACACUCCCUUGGGAAAACCGUUUGAUGGAUGCAUCCGCAACAUUAUCCACAACUCGAAACUCUACGAUCUCGCCGAUCCCGGAUUGUUCCGCUACUCCAAACCCGGAUGCUUACCCGUAGAGGAGGCGUGUAAUGCCAACUUCCCCGGCCCUCGAUGUGGCGAGCACGGUCGUUGUGUGGGAUCGCUUCGUCAGCCCACUUGCGAGUGUAACGCCGGUUGGACCGGUCAAGAUUGCUCUCACGAGACCAUGCCCAGCACCUUCGACCCGCAAAGUUACGUCAAGUACGCCCUGAGCUUCGAACCCGAUCGAUUCACCACCGAGAUUCAGUUGAGAUUCCGCACCCGCGAAGAACACGGGGAGCUCUUCCGCGUGUCUGAUCAACAUAACCGCGAAUAUGGCAUCCUAGAGAUCCAGGAGAGCAAACUGCGGUUCCGUUACAACUUGAACUCGCUGCGGACUGAGGAGAAGGAGAUUUGGUUGUCAGCUAUCUAUGUGGACGAUGGUCAGUGGCACACGGCGAAAGUGGCGCGUUACGGUUCGGCCGCUAUUUUGACGGUGGAUGGCGGCGAAGGUCGCCGGUACAACGAUUCCUUCACGUUCGACGGACAUCAGAUGAUGACUGUGGACAAGCAGGAAGGCGUGUAUGCGGGUGGCAAGGCCGAGUAUACGGGUGUGCGCACCUUCGAGGUGUAUUCGGAUUACUCCAAAGGUUGUAUGGACGAUAUUCGUUUGGAGGGCAAGCAUUUACCGUUGCCUCCGGCGCUCAAUGGAACCCAAUGGGGCCAAGCCACGAUGGCGCGAAACCUCCAACGUAAUUGUCCCUCCAACAAUCCUUGUGCCAAUGUGAUCUGUCCCAAUCCGUUUGUGUGUGUGGACCUUUGGAUGGAGUAUGAGUGCUCGUGUCCCCGAGGUCAGCGUGUCACGCCCGAUGGGAAGAGUUGUGUGGAUCGCAACGAGUGUCUAGACAACCCGUGUCACAACGGGGGUCAGUGCGUUAAUCGAGACACGAUCGAGCGAUACACAUGUCUCUGUCCCAGUGGAUUCUCGGGCAACAAUUGUGAGCUCAUGCAAGAGGAACAGAUCUUGAGAUUGAGCAUGGGCGCCUUGGCCAUUAUUCUCAUCUGUCUUCUCUCGAUCUUGAUCCUAGUUUUGGUGUUUGUGAUCUAUAAUCGUCGGCGUGAGGCUCAGAUCAAGUAUCCGAAUCCGGAUGACGAUGUUCGCGAGACCAUCAUCAAUUACGAGGAUGAAGGAGGCGGUGAGGAUGAUAUGACCGCAUUUGAUAUCACGCCUCUCCAAAUACCAGUUGCGGAUGCGGCCACGGUGGCCGCAGCGGCACAGGGCACUUUGCAACGGCAAAAAUAUCAAAAGUAUGCGGCCACGGGUACUUAUCCUUCAAAUGGUCCACCCCCCGUAAUGAACGGUACGGGGACUCUUCCCCCGGAAACGAACGUAGAGCAUUUUAUUGAAGAGCAUAAGCAUCGUGCGGACAGCGAUCCCAGCGCGCCCCCUUUUGACGAUCUUCGGAACUACGCUUAUGAGGGAGGCGGAAGUACCGCAGGCUCAUUGUCCUCCCUUGGGUCAGAUAAUGAUAUUGGCCCGUUUUAGGCUACAAUUAGUGACAAAGCUCAAACCUCGACUCGCUAUGAUCUCACGACGAUAUUUCACAUUGACCUUCCUUCUCACCUCCACGCCCACUAUCUUCCCCACAUAAAUCAAAUAAUCUCGCCAUUGAAAGGGGCUCGUCGUAUUUCCCUUUGGCAUGAACAAGAAGGCAUUAAACGACUAAAUCCUCGGAAGAGUUGUCCCCAAAUCCUCCCAUUCCUCCUACUCCUUCUACCCCGGAUCCUACCAUACUCUAGUUAUCAAUACUAUCACGAUCAUUAUGUUAUCUAUUAUCAUUAUACUGAUUCGAAUUUUACAUACAGGCUGCCACGAUGUUUGUUAGCGCCAUCCCCGAUUGUAGCACUCCUACAAUAAGUAUGCCCCAAGUCUUGUCUGCCUUGUACUUAUCUCAUCCUACCCCCCCACCCCAAGAAACAUCAUCACCAUCAUCAUCUACAGCCACCUAACACCAACAAAACCAACAACAUCCGCCACCGACGCCAACAUCAAUGCUGUCAUGAUCCUUAUGUUUUGUUCAAAUUUUUAUUGAAACCGUUUUAUACUUUUUAUAUGAUUCACAAUUCUAGUCAGAACAAAGCCAUUAUAAUUGUCGCCUUUUCCAACGGAAGCAAAUAAAUAUCAGUUCCAAAACCC
Molecule: messenger RNA, 9971 nt
Organism: Tigriopus californicus
Lineage: Eukaryota; Metazoa; Arthropoda; Copepoda; Harpacticoida; Harpacticidae
Gene: CadN
Product: neural-cadherin-like
Exons: 22
Coding region: 336-9320 (2994 amino acids)
Biological process (GO): homophilic cell-cell adhesion
Cellular component (GO): plasma membrane; catenin complex
Molecular function (GO): cadherin binding; calcium ion binding
Source: RefSeq, a predicted model, not a curated record